Messenger RNA from Salvelinus namaycush (lake trout), 1228 nucleotides. Its product is annotated as zinc finger protein 135-like. Gene Ontology annotation, molecular function: RNA polymerase II cis-regulatory region sequence-specific DNA binding; DNA-binding transcription factor activity, RNA polymerase II-specific. Gene Ontology annotation, biological process: regulation of DNA-templated transcription. The record is from RefSeq and is a predicted model, not a curated record. The annotation marks the transcript as partial. The transcript has a single exon. Lineage: Eukaryota; Metazoa; Chordata; Actinopteri; Salmoniformes; Salmonidae.
UUAAAAUCACAUGAACGUAUACAUACAGGGGAGAAGCCUUACGUCUGCCCUGACUGUGGAAAACGUUUUAAAACAUACGCUCAGCUAAAAGUUCAUCAGAGAACACACACAGGAGAGAAGCCGUACGUCUGCCCUGACUGUGGAACUAGUUUCUCUACACUUUCCAACUUAAAAACACAUGAACGUAUACACACAGGAGAGAAGCCUUACGUCUGCCCUGACUGUGGAACUAGUUUCUCUCACCCUUCCACCUUAAAAUCACAUGAACGUAUACACACAGGAGAGAAGCCUUUCUUCUGCUCUGACUGUGGGGCGAGUUUCUCUCAACGUACCAACUUAAAAAGACACCAACGUAAACACACAGGAGAGAAGCCUUACGUCUGCUCUGACUGUGGAAAAUGUUUUAAAACAUUAUAUGAGCUAAAAUCUCAUCAGAGAACACACACAGGAGAGAAGCCUUACGUCUGCCCUGACUGUGGAACUAGUUUCUCUCACCCUUCCACCUUAAAAUCACAUGAACGUAUACAUACAGGGGAGAAGGCAUACUCCUGCUCUGAAUGUGGAAAAUGUUUUAAAACAGCAACUGAGCUAAAACUUCACCAGAGAACACACACAGGAGAGAAGCCUUUCUUCUGCCCUGACUGUGGAACUAGUUUCUCUCAUAUUUCCAACUUAAAAUCACAUGCACGUAUACAUACAGGGGAGAAGGCAUACUCCUGCUCUGAAUGUGGAAAAUGUUUUAAAACAGCAACUGAGCUAAAACUUCACCAGAGAACACACACAGGAGAGAAGCCUUACUUCUGCUCUGACUGUGGAAUUAGUUUCUCUCAACUUUCCAACUUAAAAAUACAUGAACGUAUACACACAGGAGAGAAGCCUUACUUCUGCUCUGACUGUGGAAUUAGUUUCUCUCAACUUUCCAACUUAAAAACACACCAACAUAUACACACAGGAGAGAAGCCUUACUUCUGCUCUGACUGUGUAAAAUGCUUCAAAACAUCAACUCAGCUAAAAGGUCAUAAGAGAACACACACAGGGGAGAAAAAAGUUAAUCAGAGAACACAGGCCUGAGAGAAGCCUGCUUACGUCUGCUCUGACUUUUGGGUGAGUUUCUCUCACCAUAGAAACUUAACACACCAAUGUAUAGACUAUAGACGUCGAGCCAAAGGCUGCGUGUUUGAAUCUCAUCAAGGAGGACUUUAGCAUUUAGCUAAUUAGCAACUUUGCA